GUGCGGAUGACGACAUGACGCGUGCCUCGGUUACUUAGGACGUUAUCGAUAAAACGCCUAGGCAUGCUGCACUAUUACAAACCAGCCCUCAAAACCACUGCGAAAUAACAAACACUAUUGAAAGAUAAGAGCUUCACAUGCCAACAACACGAGGCCAAAAGCGCGACGCGGAGAUGGAGGCAGCACUAAAACUCUUUUUCUCAAGCCCACGCUUCGCAGUAGCCGGCGCUUCUUCCGAUCCAUAUAAAUACGGGCACAAAAUCUUCGCGUGGUAUCUCCAGCACUCUCUCCCUGCGACGCCACUAAACCCAAAGAGCCCGACUGUCACGAUAUUAAACCGUGCUCAUACCACUGUGCCUUCACCACUCGCUCUCCAAGAUCCACCAGCAUCAGAUUAUUCUCUAUCGGUCAUCACGCCACCUGCCGUUACAAGGCAGUUGCUCAAAGAGGCGAAAGAGGCAGGCAUUCCCGCCGUAUGGCUGCAGCCUGGGAGCUUCGAUGCAGAGGUUCUGGAGUAUGCGCAAGCUAACUUUAAGGCGGCGAUUGGUGGGAAUGGCGGAAGGGGAGGAGAAGGAUGGUGUGUACUUGUUGAUGGAGAGGAAGGAUUAAGGGCAGCUGGACGAGAGGCGUCAAGACUUUGAACCGGAUGGAAGAUCGAUUAUACAGUAUGUUCUUCGCUCUGCUCCGAAGUUUGGAAAUGCCCGAUGAUGUAGA
Molecule: messenger RNA, 714 nt
Organism: Alternaria alternata
Lineage: Eukaryota; Fungi; Ascomycota; Dothideomycetes; Pleosporales; Pleosporaceae
Product: NAD(P)-binding protein
Exons: 2
Coding region: 138-641 (167 amino acids)
Source: RefSeq, a predicted model, not a curated record